GUACACAGUACCAGCUAUAUAUGUACCUACAUCCAUGGAUGUCUACGAUGAACAUUCACUACUUCGUCGCUCUUCACAUCAACAAUAUAGUUUUAAAACCCAAUCAUCUCAUUCUGUAGCUUUGGAACCUCUACUACUAUUUUGAAUGAUACAUACCAUUCAGGACCCCAUACUACAAAUAUGGCACUUGUAGGCUACGACAGCAGUGAUGACGAAGAAGAGGUGCCACCCCAGCCAGAAUCAAAGUCACUGAAACCUGCCCAAGAUACUGCCCUUUGCACAAACGGGAAACAAAUAGAAACAAAAGAGCCCAGCACCACAUCACAAAAACAGGAUGAAGAACCAGCAGCCAUCAUCGGGCCACAAGUAGGCCCAGACCCAUCCGCAGGGCCUACAUUCCCUCCGUUGGAAGAAGCCCCAAUGGAGGACGACGACGACUCCUCGGCAGCGGGGCCCGGGCUACCACCGGGAUCCCCGUACACCGCAACGCGCGCGCUGCUGCGGGACCUAACCCUGCCGCCCCUCCCCAACACCGAGAUCCCCCCCUCGCCACCCGGCUCGCCGCCCCCCGGCACCAGCGCCAAGUUCGAGCGCUUCCUCGAGCUGAAGAAGCAGGGCGUGCACUUCAACUCCAAGGUCGCGCAGAACCCGUCCCUGCGCAACCCCGCCCUCACCGACAAGCUACUCGCCUUCGUCGAGCUCGCGAGCCCCGCCGACCAGUACCGCACCGCGCUCGCCUGGGACCCCACCGCCUUUCCGCGAUGGGCCUACAAGGAGCAGCUCAAGCUGACCCAGGCCGAGACCGAGAAGGCGAGGGCGAGGAGGACGGGCGCGCCGGUUGAGUUCGUCCCCGCUACUACUACUACUACGGCUUUUACUGCUUCUACUGCUGCUGGCGCUGGUGGCAUUUCGGGCGGUGAGGGCUCAGCGGCCCUGGUAGCGUCGGGGGCACUGCAGGGGUCGUCCGCGAUGGGACCGAAGCAAGGUGCGGCCGGGAAGCGCAAGACGAGGUUCGACGCACGUGGUUGAUGAUGGUACGGUGGGAAGGACAGACAGGCAGACAAUGUCGAGCUUAUGUGUUCCACUUGGCAAAAACUUGCUUACCUAUCUCAUCAUUACUGUUGGACACACAUGCUUAUAUGUACACUCUAGAAUCACUACGUGAUAUUAUCAAUUUCAGAUACCCAUUCCAUUUCGCGAACG
This is a messenger RNA of Hypoxylon fragiforme, 1203 nucleotides long. RefSeq names its product HCNGP-like protein-domain-containing protein. Gene Ontology annotation, cellular component: nucleus. The record is from RefSeq and is a predicted model, not a curated record. Gene Ontology annotation, biological process: regulation of DNA-templated transcription. Lineage: Eukaryota; Fungi; Ascomycota; Sordariomycetes; Xylariales; Hypoxylaceae. The coding region runs from base 181 to 1029 and encodes 282 amino acids. The transcript has 3 exons.